This is a messenger RNA of Rhizopus microsporus ATCC 52813, 573 nucleotides long. RefSeq lists its product as uncharacterized. NCBI's taxonomy places the organism in Eukaryota, Fungi, Mucoromycota, Mucoromycetes, Mucorales, Rhizopodaceae. Bases 1 to 573 code for a protein of 190 amino acids. The transcript is spliced from 3 exons. The record is from RefSeq and is a predicted model, not a curated record.
AUGCUGUCGCAUAUUGGUUCAACGAAGCCUGUAAACGGUGUACCUUCACUAGGUUGCAUGACACUUCAAGAGUGUACCCUUGAUUUAUCCCUCUAUGACGAACCAAUUCCAAAGCAACCUUCCUUUCCUUAUGUCGGAAUUCCCUUUCGCCCUGGUGGCUAUCUUGAUGCUGUUGUAUUGGUCAAUCAAAACAAGACCAAAGCCCCUGCCAUUAUGAACCAGCUUUCAGCUAUUGGUGUACCCCCUAAAGGCUUUUCUCCUCUCCUUGGUACCCGCUUUUACAGCCACAUUGUUCGUGCUCAACUGGAAUACGGCUUGGCCAUUACCAAGAUCAUCACAUUCCUUAGCAAACAAUUGGAAGAUGCCCAGAACGUCUGUUUGCGUCGGGUUUUCGGUAUUUCUUACACAUCUUCCACCAUGGUAAUGCUACAUAUGUCGAAGCUACCAAACAUGCAGGAACGUGCUUAUACUCUGCAAUCUCAGUUCCUCCUACGCCCUCUUACUAUUUCAGAAGAUGCUCUGUUACACCAUCUUCUUCCACUUAUCCGUCAGCCUCAAAGCCGCACCCAAUGA